Molecule: messenger RNA, 1553 nt
Organism: Lolium rigidum
Lineage: Eukaryota; Viridiplantae; Streptophyta; Magnoliopsida; Poales; Poaceae
Product: UDP-glycosyltransferase 83A1-like
Exons: 1
Coding region: 54-1439 (461 amino acids)
Molecular function (GO): UDP-glycosyltransferase activity
Source: RefSeq, a predicted model, not a curated record
UCACAACCGCUACCAAUUAAUCAGUGUCUCCCUAAUUUCUUCAGUUGAUCGCCAUGGUCGCUCCCCAUGUGUUGGUCCUGCCCUUCCCCGCUCAGGGCCAUGUCAUCCCUCUCAUGGAGCUCUCCCACCGCCUAGUUGAACACGGAGUCAAGGUCACCUUCGCCAAUACCGAGCUCAACCACGGUCUCAUCCUUGGUGCUCUGGUUUCCAAAGAUGGCAGCAGCAGCCUUGGAGGGGUCGACAUGGUGUCCAUACCGGACGGCCUAGGCGACGGCGAGGACCGGAAGAACCUCGCGCGGCUCGCGGAGGCGUUCUCCCAGGUCAUGCCGGGCGAGCUGGAGAAGCUCAUCGGAAGGGUGUCCGACUGCAGUGUGUCAGCGGGAAGCGAAAAGCUAACCUGGCUGAUCGCCGACGCGAGUAUGGCGUGGGCCUUUUUCGUGGCUCGGAAACUCGGCCUCCGGACCGCCGCCUUCAACCCCUCGUCGGCGGCGAUGUUCGCGAUGAGGAUGAGCAUCCCCAAACUGAUCAUGGACGGCGUCGUUGACGAUAAAGGACUGCCGAAGCGGCGCGGCACGUUUCGGCUGGCUCCGGCGAUGCCGCCCCUCGAUACGACCGAGCUAUCGUGGAACCGCGCCGGCGACCCCAAGGGCCAGCCGGUCAUCUUGGAUCUGAUCCUCCGGAACAACGCGGCCACCCACAACGCUGAAGCCGUCCUGGUAAACACUGUCCAAGAGCUCGAGCCUGGGGCCUUCGCGCUCUUCCCCGAGGUCAUGCCGCUCGGCCCGCUGGUCUCCGCCGAGUACAAGCCGGCCGGCAGCUUCUGGGCCGAGGACGACACCUGCGCGGCGUGGCUCGACGCACAGCCGGCCGGCUCUGUCGUGUACGUCGCUUUCGGCAGCUUCGCCAUCUUCGACAGGCCGCAGCUUAUCGAGCUCGCCGAGGGGCUCGCGCUGACCUCGCGGCCGUUCCUGUGGGUGGUCAGGCCGGAUUCCGCGAGUGAGCAGUGGCUGGAAGACCUCCGCCACCGCGCCGGGCCGCGCGGUCGCGUCGUGAGCUGGUGCCCGCAGCAGCUGGUGCUGGCGCACGCGUCGACGGCGUGCUUCCUGUCGCACUGCGGGUGGAACUCGACAUUGGAAGGGCUGAUCAACGGCUUGCCGUUCCUGUGUUGGCCAUAUUUCACGGACCAGUUCCUGAACCGGAGCUACAUCUGCGAAGUGUGGCGGACUGGGCUGCAGAUGGCGCCACCGCCGGGCAUUGCCGGGGAGGAGGCACAGACCGUAAAGAGGGAGGUGAUACGGGGCAGGAUAGAGGAGCUGCUCGGCGACAAGGAAAUCAAGGUGAGGGCGCUCGCGUUGAGGGACGUUGCUCAGCGGGCUGUCAGCGACGGUGGGUCAUCGCGCCGGAAUCUCACACAGUUCGUGGACCUCAUUCGAGGAUGAAUCAGCGAGCUAGCUAGCUCAUGUAUUUCGUUUUUGUUUUGGAAGAUCCGAAUCUAUUUCAUGAGUUUAGAGGAACUAUAAAACAACCCAAACGUACUAAAUUUUACAUCAUAA